AGUAGAUAACAUGGUUUUCUACUGUAUUUGUGGCGGGUGCAACAACUCCAGCAAAAGUGGACAUAGGGUCCAUUGCUUCCCCAAGGACAAAGGGAUUCUCCGAAGCUGGGUGCAAUUUGUCAAGUUUAGGCGGGCAGAUUUUUCAGCUAGCUCUGUUACCGCGUACUCCAGAAUAUGCAGCGCGCAUUUCAAGGAGGAGGAUUACCACUCAGGGGAUGCCAAGAUGGUCUCACUUGGUUUAAAGAUUAAGAGGACGGCGAAGUUAAUUCCUACCGCCGUGCCGUCUGUGCAUGCAAACCACUCUGCCUGCCCUGUCCCGAGGUCGAGAGACACCGUCUGCCGCAAGCGAGAGAUUGCCACGAUGUUGACAGACGCCUCACAGCAGGAGACCGUGGCCAGUGUAGACACUGUGGAGAGUGUCGAUACUGGGGAUCAGCCCUUGCCCUCCUCCACUUCUGACGCUGGGACACAAUGUUUUUUGAAGCCCCCCCGAUGGUCUCACGGCUCAUUGGCAGCAGUCAAGUUGGAGAACAUAAUGAUGAGGGCUGCCUUGCUGAAAGAUGUUCGUCAGCUGUCUCCACAGCACCAGACCUUCUCCCUUGAGGCUUACCACUCCCUCAUCUUGCACUUCGCGCCCAAGCACACAGGGUUUUCAUACCUUGGGAUGUAUAGCAGGCUUCUCUUAGCGGCGCUGCAUUAUAAUCACAAUGCCAAUCGCGAGACAGCACGGAGAAGUGACGGGACAGAGAAGUACUGCGUGCGGUAUCCGCGCUUCAGAAAAGGUGCCCAUGUGGUGCGUCCCAUCAAAGAGGCAGCCUCAUACGGUUAUGCAACAUCAUUAAUGAAGGCCCUUCGGGAGAGCUACGCCAAUUCACCCGCGGUUCUUCGAGAGGUUGGCGCCAAUCUGUCCUCCGAUGCACCCGCCCCCAUCGCCAAAUCCUUCGAACAGAUUCCUAAGGAGGAGGCCAUCAGCCUCUACCUAGCCCGGCAGUCACGCUUCAAGAAAACCUAAUUUCACAUUAUUAUUUUUUUCCACGGACAAGUCCAAUGAUUUAGUUGUUAUUUGCAUGAAAUUUCUUUGUAUGUAAUUCAAAAUAAUUUGGUAAUCAUUUUACCUGUGCCUUGUCAACCUCUGUGUGCGGUGUUGUCUGGGCUCACUGUGUGUCUGCUUGAUGUGCUUUUGCAUGUAUCACUGCAUGUAUCCACGGACGUAAUUUG
Gadus morhua (Atlantic cod) is the source of this 1218-nucleotide messenger RNA. RefSeq names its product THAP domain-containing protein 10. The transcript has 5 exons. The coding region runs from base 11 to 1012 and encodes 333 amino acids. Gene Ontology annotation, molecular function: sequence-specific DNA binding. The record is from RefSeq and is a predicted model, not a curated record. NCBI's taxonomy places the organism in Eukaryota, Metazoa, Chordata, Actinopteri, Gadiformes, Gadidae.